Molecule: messenger RNA, 1978 nt
Organism: Melospiza melodia melodia
Lineage: Eukaryota; Metazoa; Chordata; Aves; Passeriformes; Passerellidae
Gene: CABP7
Product: calcium binding protein 7
Exons: 5
Coding region: 561-1208 (215 amino acids)
Cellular component (GO): trans-Golgi network membrane
Molecular function (GO): calcium ion binding
Source: RefSeq, a predicted model, not a curated record
GGGAGGCACAACGGGAGCGGCGGCAGCGAGGAGGAAGACGAAGAGGCCGCCUUCGGCCUCGGCCCCGCCAUGCCGGGCCCCACCGGGGAGCGUGGCCCGGCGGCAGCGGCUCCCCGCGGGCUGUGAGCGGCCCGGGGCCGAAGGGGAGCCCCGGGAGGAGCUGUGGGGGCGCUCCGGCCGGAGGGGGGGCCCCGAGCGGCAUGGCCAGCCCCGUCCCCCCCGCCGCCGCCGCUCGCACCGGGAUUUAACCGGGGCUUGGAUGCUCUCACCUCCCGCUCCCACUUCGGGAGGGCAUGUGCGCGGGGGAAGCGGGCCGCCCCCAGCCGAGCCCCCCCGCGCCCUGACUCCGCCGUGAGGGGCUCGGCCGCCAGCCCCGUCCCGCCGCCGGCCCCGGAGGACGGGGAGCGCCCGCCCCGGCCCCCCCUGGCCGGUGGGUACCGGGCGGGGGGCGCCGGGCACCGGCAACUUGCGCUCAGCGUCCGGCGGCACCGACCGGGGGGAGCCCCCCCUCGACCCGACGAGAUUUGGGUUUAAACUUUGGCUUUUGGGGAGCCCCGAAGAUGCCUUUCCACCCGGUGACGGCGGCGUUGAUGUACCGGGGGAUCUACACCGUCCCCAACAUCCUCGCCGAGCAGCGCCCCGUGGAGAUCCCCGAGGAUGAGCUGGAGGAGAUCCGCGAAGCCUUCAAGGUGUUCGACCGCGAUGGCAACGGGUUCAUCUCCAAGCAGGAGCUGGGCACGGCCAUGCGCUCCCUGGGGUACAUGCCCAACGAGGUGGAGCUGGAGGUCAUCAUCCAGCGCCUCGACAUGGACGGUGACGGGCAGGUGGACUUUGAGGAGUUUGUGACACUGCUGGGGCCCAAGCUCUCCACCUCGGGCAUCCCAGAGAAGUUCCACGGCACCGACUUCGACACCGUCUUCUGGAAGUGUGACAUGCAGAAGCUGACGGUGGACGAGCUGAAGCGGCUGCUGUACGACACCUUCUGCGAGCACCUGUCCAUGAAGGACAUCGAGAACAUCAUCAUGACGGAGGAGGAGAGCCACAUGGGCACGGCCGAGGAGUGCCCCGUGGACGUGGAGACCUGCUCCAGCCAGCAGAUCCGCCAGACCUGCGUGCGGAAGAGCCUCAUCUGCGCCUUCGCCAUCGCCUUCAUCAUCAGCGUGAUGCUCAUCGCCGCCAACCAGGUGCUGCGCAGCGGGAUGAAGUAACGGGGCAGCCCCGCCGCAGAGACAGCGACAGCGACAGCGAGGAGGAGACACCUAUAAAUAUCUAUAAAUAUCUCUAUGUCCAUCCAUCUGUGGCCCAGAGACGUGACCCCCCAGCCCCGGGCGGGGGGCGGCCGAGGGGACAGAGCCGCGCCGGGGCCCCGCCGUGCCGGGGCAGAGCACGGAGACUUUGGCACCGACACCGACACGCCGACCCCCCCUCGCCAGACACAAUCCGACCCGUGAGUGCAUGCGACGUGCAUGGAGCCCCGUGAGCCCCCUCCCGCGGCGGAUCCCGUGGGAUUCUCCGCUCUAGCGUUAGAGCUCUCGUAUUUAGGAUAAACCAAAUCAUCCCCUAAGCAAUACACGCGCCUGAGAUGGUUCCUAGAGCCGGGAGCGUUUGCAUGGACUUGGCUGCCAAGGGCUGGAUUCCACCCCCCCAGAGCCCCUCCCUGUCCCCGUGCCUCGGUGCGGGGACAUUCCUGACCUCCUGCUUGAUGCACUUUGAGCCGACCCCUCCUUGGGAAGAGCCGGAGCGACCCCGAGGCCGGGGAGCCCCGCACGCCCCGGAACCCCCAGCCUGUAUGUAGCACCCACCUGGGCACGGACUGGUUCGGAUUUGGGGCCCUUUCUCAUUCUUUGGGGUUUUUGGGGUUUUUGGGGUUGUGGUUUUGUUUUCUUGUUUCUGGUUUUGGUUGGUUUUUUUUUUUUUUUUUUGUUCUUCCUGGUUGGUUGUUUCCGAUCUGAAAUAAAACUGGGAUUUCUGAAGCGCU